Sarcophilus harrisii (Tasmanian devil) is the source of this 12925-nucleotide messenger RNA. It is a transcript of the gene GABRA4, whose product is annotated as gamma-aminobutyric acid type A receptor subunit alpha4. Gene Ontology annotation, cellular component: postsynapse; synapse; GABA-A receptor complex. The record is from RefSeq and is a predicted model, not a curated record. Gene Ontology annotation, biological process: nervous system process; monoatomic ion transmembrane transport; gamma-aminobutyric acid signaling pathway. The coding region runs from base 110 to 1780 and encodes 556 amino acids. The transcript has 10 exons. NCBI's taxonomy places the organism in Eukaryota, Metazoa, Chordata, Mammalia, Dasyuromorphia, Dasyuridae. Gene Ontology annotation, molecular function: GABA-A receptor activity; GABA-gated chloride ion channel activity; inhibitory extracellular ligand-gated monoatomic ion channel activity.
CCUACAUUUCCUUGGCCAAAUCAAAAGCGAGCUCCCGGGGGAAGAGGAUUAAUGGAGGCGUCUGCGAGACGGAAACGUGAACAGGCUUAAAGUAUGGCAUGUGGCAAAGAUGGUUUCUGCCAAGAAGGAGCCAGGAACGACCAUGUCCUCCGGGGUCAGUUUUACCCUCUUGCACUUGCUGUGCCUGGCGGCUUGUUUAAACGAACCCCCAGGAGAUCUCAAAAAGGAGGAGAAAUUGCGUCCAGAGAAUUUCACCCGCAUCCUGGACAGUUUACUCGAUGGUUAUGACAACAGACUGCGUCCUGGAUUUGGGGGUCCUGUUACAGAAGUGAAAACUGACAUAUAUGUCACCAGCUUUGGGCCUGUUUCUGAUGUGGAAAUGGAAUACACAAUGGAUGUCUUCUUCCGGCAAACAUGGAUUGACAAAAGAUUAAAGUAUGAUGGCCCCAUCGAAAUUUUAAGACUGAACAAUAUGAUGGUAACUAAAGUAUGGACACCUGAUACUUUCUUCAGGAAUGGGAAAAAAUCUGUCUCCCAUAACAUGACAGCACCAAACAAGCUCUUUAGAAUUAUGAGAAAUGGCACCAUUUUAUAUACAAUGAGGCUUACCAUAAGUGCAGAGUGCCCCAUGAGAUUAGUGGAUUUCCCCAUGGAUGGUCAUGCAUGUCCCUUGAAAUUUGGGAGUUAUGCUUACCCAAAGAGCGAGAUGAUCUAUACCUGGACAAAAGGUCCUGAGAAGUCUGUGGAAGUUCCAAAAGAGUCUUCCAGCUUAGUUCAAUAUGACCUUGUUGGGCAGACAGUGUCCAGUGAAACCAUCAAGUCUAUUACAGGUGAAUACAUUGUUAUGACAGUUUACUUCCAUCUCAGAAGGAAAAUGGGUUAUUUCAUGAUUCAGACUUAUAUUCCAUGCAUCAUGACUGUGAUUCUUUCUCAAGUUUCCUUCUGGAUAAAUAAAGAAUCUGUUCCAGCUAGAACUGUGUUUGGAAUAACUACUGUUCUGACAAUGACAACUCUGAGCAUCAGUGCCAGGCAUUCCUUGCCCAAAGUGUCCUAUGCUACUGCCAUGGAUUGGUUCAUAGCUGUGUGCUUUGCCUUUGUGUUCUCUGCCCUCAUUGAGUUUGCUGCGGUUAACUAUUUUACGAAUGUCCAAAUGGAAAAAGCCAAAAAGAAGCCAUCAAAACCCCAGCAAGAACUUUCUGCCCCUUCGGUUCAGAGAGAAAAGUGUUCCGAUGAACCACUUCAGAAUACAGAUGCCAAUUCAAAUGUGAGAAAAAGAACCAAUGUACCAGCUCCAUCUGAUACUGAUGUUGGCAACAGAGCGGAGACUGGAAGCGUGUCAAUGGGAACUUCUGCAGAAGCUCAGGGGCCUUCUGGCACCACACCACAAUCCUAUCUGGCUUCCAGUCCCAACCCAUUCAGUCGGGCAAAUGCAGCUGAGACGAUCUCUGCUGCUCGAGCCCCUCCUCCAGCUCCUCCAUCCACUCCCACGUUAACUGGAUAUGUGUCCCAGCUGGUCUCCACCGUCUCUCCAGCUAAGCGUCCCGCAUUUGGAUCAAGACUGAAACAGGUCCAAACCAAGGUCAAUACUUUUGGAUCUUCUGCAAAACCGCCGGCGGCUGUCUCACCUUCCCCGGCUCCACCACCUUCAGGCUCUGGCACGAGUAAAAUAGACAAAUAUGCCCGUAUUCUCUUCCCUGUCACAUUUGGAGCAUUCAACAUGGUCUACUGGGUGGUCUACUUAUCUAAGGACCCUAUGAAGAAAUCUGAAAGUCUAAUGUAGUGUUUUUGUUUUCUUUUUUUGCUGCUAUGUAGUAGUUUCCUUAACAAUAAUGCACUUAGUGCAGGGUACCUUUUAAACUUUUUUAAAAAAGCAAAAACCAUUCCUUUCUCUUGAAAUGAAAGCUUUGUAUAUGUUCUUUAAUGCUAUAUAUGUAAUAUAUUUAUGCAUACAUCAUAUAUAUAUAUGCCAGUUACUGAGAGAAUUAAGUCCUCAGUCAAAAGAAAAUGAUUUCUUCCCCUUUCCCAAAUGGCAAUGUAGAAGAAAUGUAUGUUAAAUUUAGAAGAAAAUCAAAGCUUAAUUGUUCAAAAGCCCCCUUGGGAAGUUUCAACAAGGGGCACUGGGCUGUUGUUCACCGAAAUCUGAAAAUGGGCAUUGGCGUUUUAGAAAUAUUCAGUGUUUCUGGUGGUAUUCCCCUUAACCAGAUGCAUAUAUGUGAAAUCACAUGCAGUGACCUUUCAGAAACUUCUUAGUGCCUGUGAGAAAAGGAUUUCUCCUGUUAGACCCAUGUAGGGAAAAACAUAUAAUAUAUAGUGACUAGCUGUCAAAAAAAUUCCCUGAUGCACCAAUGAAGCAGUGCACAUGGGGGAAAAACAACAAGUUUACUCCUCAUUGGAGCGACCAAGAUGUGAUUGCACCACCUGGGAAAUUCUUUCUUUGGUGCUCCAGUGAAUCUGUGAUCUCACUAAUGUGGGUAUUCCUUCCACUGAGGUAGAUCCCAGCCCCUUCAUACCUGCCAUGAAUAAAAAUACAGCACAUUUGUCAGGAAAAGUAUUUCUUCUGAAAAGAGCACACCUUUAAACUCAUCCAGGCAAUGAAUGUAUUGCCCUAUCACCAUCUUAUGACAAUUAGUGUGAAGAAUUGCUUUCUGAGCAGAGAAAUACUUGAAUUUAUCAAAUGAAGUGAAUGUCCUAACUACGGCAAGACUUGAGCAUCUGGUUUCCCCAGUGUUGAAUUCUCAGGAAGUGAUCAAGUCUAUCUCUUUUUAAUCAGCGUGGGCAAGGGCCAGGAGGAAAAUUCUUUCCACCAAUGUAGAUCUACAAAUAGGUCUGAUAUAGUUUCAUAGAGAGAAGCAAAUAGAGAAUGAACUUGACUUUCCUAGGGUCACACAGCUAGGAUAUGUCAGAAACAGAACUUAGAUGCUGAUUUUCCUGAUUCCAAGGGUUCCAUUGAUUUUAGAGUGUGUACCUAUAGAGGUGGUAAGAUGUACAAAUAUAUGAAUAUCUGUUGUAGUUGGAACCUAAAAAUAGCAAAACAUGGAAAGACAGAUUGCCCUGGGUUGCACUGUUGGUAUAAAUUUAUCACAUUCAGCAAUGAUAGUGAAUGUCAAAUCUGGACACUCUGGCCCUUGACAAAUCAUACACACUCAGACAUGGACUCAGUCAACUAAUUUUUCUUUGCACCCAAGGCCUUAUAGAAGGUGAUUGAAUUUUAUGAGGAGUGAGCUAAUAGAAAGAAAUGGCUGAAAUAGGUACAAGUCACCCAUUUCAUGGUCUUCUCUUGGGUCUAUUUCACUAUGUGGAUUGGCAAGAGGCUGUAUUAUUGGAGAGAUUAGAUAAUUUUGAUGAAGUCUUUGAAUUUAAAAUAAUUCCAAAGGAAUGUGGGUGAAAUGAUAAUUCAAAGGCAUUGGGCAGGGUUUAAUUUACAUAUUUAGGAAGUUUAAAGACUUUUUAGCAGAGAAACCUUUUUUUCUUUUCCAGAUGGUAGCCUUGACAAUUUAAUUGAAUGUCUCCUAUGUAGUCAUGGGGCUCAGAGCGUCUAUGUCUGGCUUGGUAUGUUUUCACUUCUCUCCUGUUCUCUCCUGAAAAUCACUCACAGGCAUAGGAGCAGAGUUUUCCUCACAGUAUUUAGUAUGUUCUGCUCAUAGGAUCCUCCACAAAAAUGAGAUGGAUAAUUUCUUGGCAUAAAACUGCUAUUGAAUUUUCAGUCUUAACUUAUCUCUUGUGUUUCAAGAAGAUCUUGAUAUUGGCCAUUACUGAAAAGGAUAUAUAUGGAACUUCUACUUUUUGAUGUUAUCAAAAUGAAUAUAUUCUAGAGCAUUUUUCUACAUCAUAUAAGCUAUACAAAUAUACACAUACGUAUAUCUACACAAUACAUAUAUUCAACUAGAGAAAUGUGAAUAAUCUAUAGGUUUCUCUCAGCAUCCGCAAGAACAUAUAAUAAAUACUGAAAUAUUAUCUUCUUGAAUUAUCAUGUUGUUCAUCUUUUUAUAAAGGGACAAAACUCCUGGAUCUGGAGAUUUGAAAACUUGAGUUCAAAUCUAGCUUCAGACACUUACUUACUGGCUGUGUGAUUGUGAGCAAGUCACUCAAAUUCUGUUUGCCUCAGCAAAAUAAAUGCACAAAUACGAGAUAUUUCUGGUGGUGAAAAAAAUGCUUAACUUCAUAAUUGCAAAGAGAUAACUUUUUGGGGUUUAAUUAUGAAAAAAAAUAAGGAGAGACCCAACAUGAUUCAAUGGAAAAAUCGAUGGAGUAAAAGGGGGACAAUACCACUUGAUGUACCUAACAAGCUUUCAAGGCUAUUGUCAAGACAAUGUUUUGCAAACCUUGAAGUGAUAUAAAAAUAGGAGUUAUUAUUAACUUUUUAGUAAAGAAUGGAUUCUCCUUGUUUACUUUCAAGCCUUUCUUCCUAUGAUGUCAUCUCACCAUUUUUUCCCUAUCUUUCACUUACAAUCUUGGGCAGAUUUUAGGUUACCUAAAAAGCCAGAAUUGAUAUAAAUGGAUCCAGUUGAAUUCAUAUUGUAUCCUGUACAAAACCAUAAUUCUUGUUUUAACAUAACCAAAUCAAAGAUCAUACAUGGAUUGGAAUCAUAAGACUACUAAGAUAAUUAAGGAAUCUUUAUGGGACCAUUGUGGAGGGAGGUGAACAAUUCCAAUUUAACAAACCUAUGAAGAGGUGGCACACUAUAUUAUAUAGGUUGAAUUGGGAUUUAAAUUUCUGAGUCUCAGACACAUGUAUCCUGCUUUUGAUAUGGACUAAUUACAAAGCUAUGGAAGUCAUUUAAUAUUGUCCCAGAAAAUGCUCUGAGAAUAUAACUUCCUGAGACCUUGUUUUUCUUAUUGGUGAUAAGCUUUUCCCCAAUGGGAAUUUCCUAUACUUAUCCAAUGAAAUUAUGAUUACAGAUGUCUUCUCUGUCCACCCCCCUCAAAAUGUACUUAUAUGUUGUAUAUAUACAAUUGGGAGUUAUUUUUUAAUUUUGGACUAUAAUCAGAAUCACUAGGAGUCAACAGAUCUGAGAUUUAGUUCCAGCUCUGCUACUAAUAUAUCUGACAUUUAUGUAAUACUUGGAAAUUUAUAAGGUGCUUUGCAUGAUACUAUUUCACUUUACCCUCCUUGCAACCUUAUUAAGUAGACAUUGCAUAUAUUAUUAUAUCUGUUUUUAUUAAUGAAGGAAUAAAGCAGUCAGACAGGUGAGGAAAGUUGUAUUCCACAGAGGUGGGCAUGAAGUUCUGAUUCUCCAGAAACCAUUAGCUGGUAGGGAAGUAGAAUCUUGAGUCCUGUGGACUCAAUUGUCCAAGAUCCCAGAGGUAAGCACUAUUAUCCCAAUUUAUGGUAAUCUAAGGCAAACAGAAAUUAAAUGAUUUGCUCAGGAUCACACAGGUAUGUCUAAGGCUGGACUUGAACUCAGGCCCUCAAGUGCCCUCAUUUAGCAUCUAUUCUCUAUGUUACCUACUUAGUCAUCAGGAUGGUACCUUGGGGAGAGUGCUGGAUUUAGAAUCAGUUUGGAGUUCUAAUCCUGACCUUUUGGAUUAGCUAUGUAACUUUGUACAAGUCACUUAAUUUAAUUAAGGGGCUAAUUUAGGAUUAGUCCUUUACCAAGUCACUUAGGCUUAGUUUCCUAAUUUUUAAAGGGAGGAUGUUACAAGAAAAGUCAUCUAAAAAGUUGUCUUUAUUUCUAUUGUGUUAUAAUUUGAUACAAUGAUAAAUUUGCAAACUAAUGAAGUAAUGAUUAAACCUCUGCAUUUUAUAGUGUUUAAAGUUAGCAAAAUAUUUCCUACAUCUGAUUUCACUUGAUCCUCCUCAUUUCUCUGGAGAUCUCAAAAUUCUCAUUUUACAAAUGAAUAAAAUAAUAUUCUCGUUAAGAUUGUGUAACAUAAGAUAUAUAAAGUAAUGAAAAGUUGAGAUGUUCAUCUUAUUUGAGAAAUAGGGCUGAAAGAGAAUUUACAAAGUCUUUGCCAUUAGUCGAGAGGACGUUGCCAUCAGCAGCUUUCAAAGUUAACAAGGCUCGCCAAAGUUCUGACUGGCUUGUCUUUAUCAUCCUGUGUUCUCCCCCAGUGAGUGGCCAAGUGCAUUUCUUGCACUGUAUUACCCGACCCCCUCCAUGAAAAUAGCAAAAAACACCCAGACUAAGAAUCAUAAAACAGCUUCUAGUUCCAUUUUGCCACUUAAUAGCUUUGUGAUUUUGAGCCAUCACUUCUUUGGCCAUUAGGUUUUUUUUUUUUUUUUUUUUUCAUCCAUAAAAUGAGAGCUUUCCAUUUUGCUUUUCCAAUUAAGUAGCAACAAAUCUUUUCCCUCUAGCUUUCAUUAACAAGGGGGAAGAAUAUCUUCAAAGGCUCCUUUUCUAGCCAUCCUCUAGAAGCAGAAAAGCUAUAAAGAGAGAAAAUGAUAGAAAAGAAGAGGGAAAGAACCACAAAGAAAAUAUAGGCAAUAAUUACAAAGAACUAAUUUCUAUUAGGCUGGAAUGAACUAAGGAGCCAUUAAAAAAUCAGGUGGAGUUUAAAUUGAAUAGGCAUGUAAUGAAAAUUCUGCAUUAAAACUCUAGGCAAAGCUUUUUCCAAAAUCUGUUAGUGGAUCAGGGUUCCGAGUGCAUCUGAUCCAGGCACAUACUUGUAGUCAGACACGUUAAUCUAAUGUUAGAGUCAGUCAGACCUUGGGAUCACAUUCUGCUUGUGACAUUUAGGAUCAUAAAAUCAUAAAUUUAGAGCUAAGAGGUAUCGUUGAAAGGGAAACCAAUAAAGAAGUGUUAAGGGAUUUUCCAAAGGUCAAAUGAGAAGUUAGUAAUAGAGAUGGAAUCUAUCAAUAACCCCAAACCCAGCAACAGCACCUGGCACAGAGUAGGCACUUCAUAAAUGCCAGUUUACUGACAACCCGACUUUCCAUUGUGUCAUAAUGCCCCUUGCUAGCACUUACAUCUCUUUAAGCCUCAGUUUCCCUGCCUGACAGAAUAAGAUCAACUUUCUUCCUGUAUUCUUGUUGGGAAUCAGAUGACAUAACAUAUAGAAAGUUCUGUUGAUAAAUCUUAAGGUUUUAUAUAAAUCAUAAUUAUUCCUAAAUGUGACAUUUCAGUGAUUAGGGGGCUACCUUGCUACAUUAAACUAGCUGUAAUUUCAUCAUUGUGGACACGCCCUCCAUUUUUUCCCUGGUCCUAUGUGACUCUUUUUGUUGUUGCUCAUUCUUAUUGUCUUUUAAUGAAAAUUCUCCAUAACAGAUCUAUCAAGUGUAUUGGAGGCCUUCUCUUAAUUAUUCUAUUUCUUGAGAGUGCCGUUAGAAGACUUGAUUUAAACAGAUUCUGAUUCUUAGUUGGUGAGUGACCCAUUUCAUUUUCUAGCUAUCUCCUUGAUGAUAUCACUAACAUUCAACAAUCCUUUAUAAUUGAAAAAAAACCCCUCCAUAUACUUUCUUUAAUUUGAUUAUCACAACAGUCUUCUGGAGGUUGGUAAUAACUGACUUUUCAUUAGCACUUUAAGGCUUACAAAGCACUUUCCUUAUAACAAACCAAUAAAGCAGAAAAUAUAAGGACUAUUUUACUGAUGAGGACACUAAGGUUUGGGGAAGUUAAAUGUCUCACUCCAGGUCACACAGAUAGCAAAGAUGAAAAACCAGAGCAGAGUGUGAGUAUGGUCAGGAAGGAAGGAAGCUCCUUUAUUUUUUACCUUAUUCUCCUAGGAUUCACCAUUUCUACAUUCUUCCUCUCUGCUCAAUCUCUGCAGCUUUUUCCUUUCAUUAUUUCCUUGAAAGCACCUUUCCUUCUUUUUCUCUCGUUUGUAGAUUUCUUUUGUCCCCUAUUUAUAUUCUCAGGUCCUUCAAUUUACUAGCAUUCUAAUGAGGGCAAAUACCUUUAAUUAUAAGGAAAAAAAAUUUAAAGCUGAAGUUUCAAUAAUAAUCAGCCAUUCAGGAAACUAAAAUAGUUUGAAAUAUAAUAAUAAGGGCAGCUCAGUGAUGAAUACAUAUGCACAUACUUUUCAUGACUCUGUUCAUCACUGAUUAUUCUAGUUACAGCUGAAUUGAGGACCCUGAAGUCCUUGAGAGAAAGGCAAAUUGAGAGCAAAAAUUUAUACAUUUUUGAUAGAAGUGACAGGUGAAAAGGAAGUUGUAACAUUAGAAUCUGAAUUUCAAAAUGGAGAAAUAAAAUGAUGUAAAAGGAAUACAUUCAUAAAUUCAAGUGCCUCCCCUUUAAAUAUAUUCCCUGACUGGAAAGAAUCCAUUAUGUGGUUCUUUUUUCAAAUUUUUUGCCAUUGCUCAUAACACUGCUGACAUGGUCAUUCUUGAUUAAGGGGAAAGUCAGGAUUAAUAAAUUAUACAAUACAGUCAACUCUGCAUUCAUAAACAGCCUGCAACUCUCCAGAUUAUACUUAAUGCAGUAUUUUUCUAAUUUUCAGUGAAGGACAUUUGCUGUCACUUCUUUGCAUCUAAUAGAUGGUAUAAGCAAGAAAGCAUAUUGGAAGGAAGCCCCAAAGUGUAGAUAAACUUUUUUUAUUUGUAAAAAAAGACACAUAGCAGAUAUUUAGGGAAAACGUACAUGAACAAAACAUCAUAUUAGGUUGUGAGACAAUUUAGUGUUAGAACUAGAGGGCUAGAGGUAGAAUCAGAAAGACCUGGAUUCAAAUGCUGCCUCCAUCAUUUAUUGGGUGAGAGACUUUAUUCACAUCAUUUAACUUCUCUAUGUCUAUUUCUUCAUCUAUAAAAUGAAUAGGGGGGACUUGGUGUUUUCACCAACUUUAUAACUUUAUAAAUCCAAAGAUAUAAAGAGAUGGGAUGGCUGUCUUAAUAUUCUUUUUCUCUUAAGCUUUUUUCUUUUAAAAAUCAUUUCCCUUUGUAUUUUAGCCAUUCUUCACAGAUCAUUUCUUCUCAGUAAAAUCCAUUAGUCAAAAAAUCUCCCUUGGCUAUUCUUCCAUAAAUUUUAGGGAUUAAUGGAUCAUAAGUACUUUAUAAUCCAGUAGCCACAAAAUCUAAUGUGACUUUAGGUAACAAUCAAUGAUGGUGUCCAAAUCAUUCUACUUUGGUCCAUUUAGAUCAAUCUGAUGUAUUCUGUUCAGCUUUGGUUACCGUAUUUAAGAAUACCCGGUGAACCUUGAGAAAACUCACAACUUCCUGGGACCUCUAUUUAUUCAUUUGUAUACUGAGAGAAUUGUAGUAAAUAUUCCUCCAAGUUCUUCCCAGCUCAAAAUGGAUAAUGUUGAAAUGGAAAAGGAUGAAAAUAAUGGUUAUGAUGAAAAAAUAAAGGAUAUUAACAAUAAAGGUUAUUAACCUUAAAGGUGAGGGGAUGAGGGCAGGUUAAGGAUACUCCAAAUCAUGUUAAAUAAGAAACAUUUGAGCUUAUGAAGAAUAAUCAUGGGAAAAUAAACAAACAAAAAAGGUCUGACUUGAUUUACCUGAUCUUACUAGACAGAAUUUGACUAACUGUAAAUCUCUAGAGCAUUGGAGAUUUUAAUGAUUAGAGCUGUCAAAUGGAAGAUCAUAUCCUAUAUGAUUUUGAGUUUCCUAACACUGGAGAUAUUCCAAUAUGAAUCAGAUGGCUACAUAUGCCACUGAAGAUGUUGUAAAGGGCAUUUUUAUAUCAUGUUGAGGAUUGGAUUUCACAAUGUUCCUUUCAACUGCAAAACCCUAUGAUUCUAUGACUUUGAGAUUCUACACUACCUUUAGAUAUUUAUAUAGGAUUUCUAUUGCCAUGUGCUGAGAAUGAGAUGGAGAAGUACACGGAGCACAGUAGACUAAAUGGAGCACAGGUGGCAAAUAGCAUGACUACAUUUAAAUAUACACAUAUACGUGCUAUAUAAAUAUGUACAUAUAUAUGAGUGUGUGUGUAUGUAUACACAUAUAUACACAUAUACCCAUGCAUAAAAUACUUUUUUUCAGAAGCAACUGGGCCACAUGUAAAUGCAUAUAUUUGAGUAACAUUGUUUUUUGUACUUUGUUUCAAACUUCUCCAUUUGGGAGUAAUGCUCUAUGGCUAUUUUUAUGAGAAUUUGAUGAUCUUGGAAAUCUACUUCAGGUGGGUUUCACCAUAGAUAUGAUUCAAAUCCUAGCAUAUGAGUCAUACAUAGAACCCAUAACAUUUAAUUAUUUGUUUUCAUCUUCAAAAGACUUUUAUCGGAGGAAUACUUCUUUCACUGAUGCAGAUUGCAACCCUUCCAUAAUGUAAUAGCUAGUCUUAAUUGUUUUCAAGUUAACUUAAGGAACAACCUUCUGAUCAUGAACUCCUGUGAACUUAGAUGGGUCAGUCCUCAGAUGGCAGAAAUAUGCCAGCACUUGAUUUUUACUGAAAGAGUUUUUAAGCACCUGGGAUAAUCACCUCACCAUGAGGAAGCAUCAAAAUAGGAUGUGCUUGGUAAACAUUUCAUUGAAGUUCAGCAGGUCCAAGAAAGAAGUUUAAGGUCCCAUUGAUCUAUCUGUAAUAAGGAUAGUUUUUGACAUGUUAUUCAGUGUGAACAUUCCAGGAAUUCGCAAUGCUUACCUUCACCUGCAUGAAAUCCAAAGUGUUUCCUAAUUUGUGGUAUUAAAAUGAACUUCAACACCCUUCAGAUUAAUCUUCAAUCUUUCUUUGUAAAUCACAAGCUUGAAAAGCUUUUGUUAUGUUAUUAAUCUUCUCAUCAUCAAAGUCAAAAUGAAUAAUGUAUUUUUGUGGCAGAGAUGCAUUUGGUAUAGCCUGUGCUUCAUUGUUUUUGUUCACUUAGAUGAGAGGUAUAUCCUUUGGGUAUAUGAUGUUUAAAACAUAAGUACAUUGGUAUCUGGAACUCUAUAGGGAGUUCAGUAUUGCCACAAAAUAAUUAAGCAUUUCUGUACCCUGGCAUGUUGCAUGGAGAGUGCAUAGUAAAGGGAUUUUAAUUUGAAAAAUAAUAUUCCAGACAAGUGGUCAUUCAACCUCUGCUUGCAGGCCUUCAGUGGCAGAGAAAUUAGUACUCUAAAAUAGUUCAUUCAAUUUUAGUCAUAUGUAAUUAUUAGAAAAUGUUUCUUUAUGUUCACUUAAAAUCCACUUCUCUACUUUCCACUCAUUAUUCUCACUUCUGCCCUUUGGAGUCAAGUAAAAUAGAUUUAAUCUUUCUUCCACCAGACAUUGAUUUCACUCUUGAAACUCUAUCCUUGUCAUCAUUAAUCUCAGCUUUUAUUUAUAUCCAACUCCCUCCAAGUUCUCUGCAGCCUCAAAUCUUAUGUUUGUCCAUGUUGGCCUAUUAAAAGAAUGAAUGGCCAUUGGUAGAUGUGUGUGUCCCAAAUUGGAAGUUAAGAAGAUAUGGCCAAUUAGAGCCAAAGGUCCACUAGAUCUGGGGUCUCAUAGAGUGAGAUUCGGGUCACUCAGUAUCAGAAUCAGAUAGCAUCUAUCAAGUUUGCUUUAUAUUUUCUAAUUUGACAACCAAAAUCCAAGGGAAUAAGUCUGGGAUGAGCGUAGAGAUUCAAUGUAAAACUGAAUUGCUAUAACCAAAGAUGAAAAUGUCCUUCUGAAAGCUCUGAUAACAAAAAGGGGCUGAAAAGUGAAAAAGGGGGCAUAUUUAAUAGCCCAUCUAGAAAUUCAUUAUUUCUUUGAAGAGACGAAGCACACUGUGAUCUGUGACAGUAGGGGAGGCUUCUGUUACAUUUAGAAACAUAAAAUAAAACAUCUUAAAUGUAUAUUUAUCUCUGAUGGCUAAAACAGCUAACUUUUCCAUUGGCAUGUGAAGUGAUUAAAAUAUGACCUUUUUCUCUAAAGAACUUAUAUCUGAAUAGAAUAGUGACCACAGAAAACUGACUAUAAAUUUCUCCUUUUAGAAAAUAAGCACACAUUUUUAUUAGCACAAUUUUAUAAUGUAUGAGAUGAUGCUUAUUCUUCAUGCUAUUGUAUAUGGAGUAUUAUUUGACUAAAUCUAUUUCACACCAUACGAAAUUGCUUGAUGAAGUAUAGCUUUAUGCUUUGACUUUAAAAAUCUAUAUUAUUCUUUGGAAUCUUUAAAAAUGUAAAGCCUGUUCCACUCUGUAAUGAACAAAGCAUUGAAGUUUGUUUUUUCAAACCAUCAGCAACCUCAGUGACAUCUUACUGGCUUUAGAGGGCAGAAAUUGGACCAAGGGGUGGCCAUUACAAAGUAAUAGUUUUUUUUUUUUUGAUUUAUCACAAAAUUUCCCCAAAUUAGGCAUAAGAAAGGAAAAUUUGUAUUAUUAGAAUGAUCAGAAGUCAAGGAGACUCAUAUUUGAAGGCGAUUGUUAGCUGGACUCAAGCUUUUGGGUGAAAAGUGGAUGAAAUGAUCUCUGAGGUCUUUUAAUUCUAAGAUUUUAUGAGUCUGCUUUUUACAGCUGUCUAGUUCUCCUUAAAUAGAAAAUCUACUAGAAACUUCCUCUCUCUUCAGUCCCUUCACUGUAGACUCUGACCUAAUAUAGUAAGGAAGAAAACUUACAGUUAAAAUAACAUCCUGUGCAUGAAUUCACUCAUAUACAUACAUGCAUACACAUACAGAAGUAUCAAAGAGAAAGAGAAAUAGAUUCAAAAGUCUGGUUAUUUUAGAAACUUAAACUUGUUUAGUUUCAUGCAAUUCAGAGCUAAAAGGAAUGUUUAUUUCAAUCCCUCGUUUUAAAUUUUAGACUCAGAAAGAUAAAUACAUUUGCCCAAAAUAUAGCAAAGGAGAGGAUGUAUUUGAACCCCGUCCCUCUGAUUCCAAAUUCAGAGCUCUCACUACUAUACCACAUUGCCUCUGUUGUUUGAACAUUUUUAUGGGAGAAAUUACAUAUAAUGAAUUUUCCACUGAUUAAAAUGAAGAAAAUCUGAAUGUUUAUGUUAACAGAUUUUGAAGUGGUUCAAUAAGCUGUGACCUUGUGGGGCUACUUACUUAACAUUUAAUUUUGCUGUAUCAUGAAUAUCUGCACAUUCUGAAAAGAAGCUUGUCUGAUAAGAAAGGUCAUAUAAAAUUGUGACUAUAACCAUCCAUUGUAGUUUACUGAUGUCAAUAAAUUUAUCCACUAACUGUU